CUUGAUGAUGCUGCCGACCGCCAGGCAGUAAGUAAUUCGGGACGCCGACAAACGUCAGGUAGCUUAACAGAGCUCUACGGACGAGCAUUAUUGGCGCCAUUACUUUUAUCUGAUCUGUCUGGAGCGACUAGUACCUUUAGUGUCUUCCCUUUCUUUGUCCUAGAUCUUCACCCACGAUGACUUCCCUUUUCUUCUCUACCCCCGUGGACAUCGACGUUGUCCUCGAAGACAGCGAUGAGCGCCAGAUGGUUGACGUCAAGCUCGACAAGGGCCAUAAGGAGAGAGUGCCUCUGUAUAUGGAUGGCGAAUCUGUCAAAGGGGCCGUGACUGUAAGACCCAAAGAUGGAAAACGAUUGGAGCACACAGGCAUCAAAGUGCAGUUUAUUGGGACGAUAGAGAUGUUUUAUGACAGAGGCAACCAUUACGAGUUUCUAUCCUUAGUGCAAGAACUCGCUGCUCCCGGAGAACUCCAACACCCGCAAACCUUUCCCUUCAACUUUAAGAACGUCGAAAAGCAAUACGAAUCCUACAAUGGCAUCAAUGUUAAGCUACGAUACUUUGUCCGUGUGACAGUCUCCAGGCGCAUGGCGGAUGUGAUUCGGGAGAAAGACCUAUGGGUUUACUCUUACCGUAUGCCCCCCGAGACUAAUAGCCCAAUUAAGAUGGAUGUCGGUAUCGAGGAUUGCUUGCACAUAGAGUUUGAAUACUCCAAAUCCAAAUAUCACCUCAAAGAUGUGAUUGUGGGACGCAUCUAUUUCCUGCUUGUGCGGUUGAAGAUCAAGCACAUGGAACUAUCGAUCAUUCGACGAGAAACGACCGGGUCUCCUCCAAACCAGUACAAUGAGAGUGAGACGCUGGUACGGUUCGAGAUCAUGGAUGGAUCACCGUCGAGAGGCGAAACCAUUCCGAUCCGUUUGUUCCUUGGUGGAUUCGAUCUGACACCUACCUUCCGAGACGUUAACAAGAAAUAUUCGACACGUUACUAUCUGAGCUUGGUCCUUAUUGACGAAGAUGCCCGUCGGUACUUUAAGCAGUCCGAAAUCAUCCUUCACCGUCUAGCUCCCGAGGUACCUACGACCCCUCAGGUGGCCCAACAACAACAAAUCCAACAGCAGCUCCUCCUGCAACAGCAACAGCAAGCAGUGCCACUCCCUCCUGGCUCAGCCACUCCCGGCCCAGGACGAGAGCCGCAUCCUAGUCAAACAGUCACCGCUCCUGCGGCUUAAGUAUCUAUCCGCCUUUUCAAGCCAAGUCAUAAAGCUCCAAUUAUAAUGACUCGCUCGGUUGAGCUGCUCUUGAUAUUCUACAUAUACCCCGCCACGCUGGCUACUAUGUACCGUACCUACUCUGUAUCCGUACACUGUGUGUCUCUCUUAUC
Aspergillus ochraceoroseus IBT 24754 is the source of this 1378-nucleotide messenger RNA. Its product is annotated as vacuolar protein sorting-associated protein 26. Gene Ontology annotation, cellular component: retromer complex; endosome. Lineage: Eukaryota; Fungi; Ascomycota; Eurotiomycetes; Eurotiales; Aspergillaceae. The transcript has 5 exons. Bases 177 to 1226 code for a protein of 349 amino acids. Gene Ontology annotation, biological process: retrograde transport, endosome to Golgi; intracellular protein transport. The record is from RefSeq and is a predicted model, not a curated record.